Molecule: messenger RNA, 4413 nt
Organism: Knipowitschia caucasica
Lineage: Eukaryota; Metazoa; Chordata; Actinopteri; Gobiiformes; Gobiidae
Source: the annotation of a GenBank genome assembly
AUGUAUCUUACCGCAAACCAGGAAGUUCCCGGCCACAUAGAGCAGGGUCUGCUCGUCCAGCAGCUGCAGAUUGGAUCUCCGCAGACAGUCGUAGCCGAACGAGUGACUGAAAGCAUCAAGGACUCCACACUGGAGACUUUGGCUAUAGACACUGUGGCUACAGACACUGUGGCUACAGACACUGUGGCUACAGACACUGUGGCUACAGACACUGUGGCUACAGACAUUGUGGCUACAGACACUGUGGCUACAGACACUGUGGCUACAGACAUUGUGGCUACAGACACUGUGGCUACAGAGAUUUUGGCUACAGACAUUGUGGCUACAGAGAUUUUGGCUACAGACAUUGUGGCUACAGACACUGUGGCUACAGAGACUUUGGCUACAGACACUGUGGCUACAGACACUGUGGCUACAGACACUGUGGCUACAGACACUGUGGCUACAGACAUUGUGGCUACAGACACUGUGGCUACAGACACUGUGGCUACAGACAUUGUGGCUACAGACACUGUGGCUACAGAGAUUUUGGCUACAGACAUUGUGGCUACAGACACUGUGGCUACAGAGACUUUGGCUACAGACACUGUGGCUACAGACACUGUGGCUACAGACACUGUGGCUACAGACACUGUGGCUACAGACAUUGUGGCUACAGACACUGUGGCUACAGACACUGUGGCUACAGACACUGUGGCUACAGACAUUGUGGCUACAGACACUGUGGCUACAGAGACUUUGGCUACAGACAUUGUGGCUACAGACACUGUGGCUACAGAGACUUUGGCUACAGACGUUGUGGCUACAGAUGCUGUGGCUACAGAGACUUUGGCUACAGAUGCUGUGGCUACAGACACUGUGGCUACAGACACUGUGGCUACAGACACUGUGGCUACAGACACUGUGGCUACAGACACUGUGGCUACAGACACUGUGGCUACAGAGACUUUGGCUACAGACAUUGUGGCUACAGACACUGUGGCUACAGACACUGUGGCUACAGACACUGUGGCUACAGAGACUUUGGCUACAGACACUGUGGCUACAGACACUGUGGCUACAGAGACUUUGGCUACAGAUGCUGUGGCUACAGACACUGUGGCUACAGAGACUUUGGCUACAGACAUUGUGGCUACAGACACUGUGGCUACAGAGACUUUGGCUACAGAUGCUGUGGCUACAGACACUGUGGCUACAGACACUGUGGCUACAGACACUGUGGCUACAGAGACUUUGGCUACAGACACUGUGGCUACAGACACUGUGGCUACAGACACUGUGGCUACAGAGACUGUGGCUACAGACACUGUGGCUACAGACACUGUGGCUACAGACACUGUGGCUACAGACACUGUGGCUACAGACACUGUGGCUACAGACACUGUGGCUACAGACACUGUGGCUACAGAGACUUUGGCUACAGACACUGUGGCUACAGACACUGUGGCUACAGAUGCUGUGGCUACAGAUGCUGUGGCUACAGACACUGUGGCUACAGACACUGUGGCUACAGACACUGUGGCUACAGACACUGUGGCUACAGACACUGUGGCUACAGACACUGUGGCUACAGACACUGUGGCUACAGAGACUUUGGCUACAGACAUUGUGGCUACAGACACUGUGGCUACAGAGACUUUGGCUACAGACACUGUGGCUACAGACACUGUGGCUACAGAGACUUUGGCUACAGAUGCUGUGGCUACAGACACUGUGGCUACAGACAUUGUGGCUACAGACACUGUGGCUACAGAGACUUUGGCUACAGAUGCUGUGGCUACAGACACUGUGGCUACAGACACUGUGGCUACAGAGACUUUGGCUACAGAUGCUGUGGCUACAGACACUGUGGCUACAGAGACUUUGGCUACAGAUGCUGUGGCUAUAGACACUGUGGCUACAGACACUGUGGCUACAGACACUGUGGCUACAGACAUUGUGGCUACAGACACUGUGGCUACAGAGACUUUGGCUACAGACACUGUGGCUACAGACAUUGUGGCUACAGACACUGUGGCUACAGACACUGUGGCUACAGACAUUGUGGCUACAGACACUGUGGCUACAGACAUUGUGGCUACAGACACUGUGGCUACAGAGAUUUUGGCUACAGACAUUGUGGCUACAGACACUGUGGCUACAGACACUGUGGCUACAGACACUGUGGCUACAGACACUGUGGCUACAGACAUUGUGGCUACAGACACUGUGGCUACAGACACUGUGGCUACAGACACUGUGGCUACAGAGACUUUGGCUACAGAUGCUGUGGCUACAGACACUGUGGCUACAGACACUGUGGCUACAGACACUGUGGCUACAGACACUGUGGCUACAGACACUGUGGCUACAGACACUGUGGCUACAGACACUGUGGCUACAGACACUGUGGCUACAGACACUGUGGCUACAGAGACUUUGGCUACAGACAUUGUGGCUACAGACACUGUGGCUACAGAGACUUUGGCUACAGACACUGUGGCUACAGACACUGUGGCUACAGAGACUUUGGCUACAGAUGCUGUGGCUACAGACACUGUGGCUACAGAGACUUUGGCUACAGACAUUGUGGCUACAGACACUGUGGCUACAGAGACUUUGGCUACAGAUGCUGUGGCUACAGACACUGUGGCUACAGAGACUUUGGCUACAGACAUUGUGGCUACAGACACUGUGGCUACAGACAUUGUGGCUACAGACACUGUGGCUACAGACAUUGUGGCUACAGACACUGUGGCUACAGAGACUUUGGCUACAGACACUGUGGCUACAGACACUGUGGCUACAGACACUGUGGCUACAGAGACUUUGGCUACAGACACUGUGGCUACAGAGACUUUGGCUACAGACAUUGUGGCUACAGACACUGUGGCUACAGACACUGUGGCUACAGACACUGUGGCUACAGACACUGUGGCUACAGAGACUUUGGCUACAGAUGCUGUGGCUACAGACACUGUGGCUACAGACACUGUGGCUACAGACACUGUGGCUACAGACACUGUGGCUACAGACACUGUGGCUACAGACACUGUGGCUACAGAGACUUUGGCUACAGACAUUGUGGCUACAGACACUGUGGCUACAGAGACUUUGGCUACAGAUGCUGUGGCUACAGACACUGUGGCUACAGACACUGUGGCUACAGACACUGUGGCUACAGACACUGUGGCUACAGACACUGUGGCUACAGACACUGUGGCUACAGAGACUUUGGCUACAGAUGCUGUGGCUACAGACACUGUGGCUACAGAGACUUUGGCUACAGACAUUGUGGCUACAGACACUGUGGCUACAGAGACUUUGGCUACAGAUGCUGUGGCUACAGACACUGUGGCUACAGACACUGUGGCUACAGACACUGUGGCUACAGAGACUUUGGCUACAGACACUGUGGCUACAGACACUGUGGCUACAGACACUGUGGCUACAGACACUGUGGCUACAGACACUGUGGCUACAGACACUGUGGCUACAGAGACUUUGGCUACAGACAUUGUGGCUACAGACACUGUGGCUACAGAGACUUUGGCUACAGACACUGUGGCUACAGACACUGUGGCUACAGAGACUUUGGCUACAGAUGCUGUGGCUACAGACACUGUGGCUACAGAGACUUUGGCUACAGACAUUGUGGCUACAGACACUGUGGCUACAGAGACUUUGGCUACAGAUGCUGUGGCUACAGACACUGUGGCUACAGACACUGUGGCUACAGACACUGUGGCUACAGAGACUUUGGCUACAGAUGCUGUGGCUACAGACACUGUGGCUACAGAGACUUUGGCUACAGACAUUGUGGCUACAGACACUGUGGCUACAGAGACUUUGGCUACAGAUGCUGUGGCUACAGACACUGUGGCUACAGACACUGUGGCUACAGACACUGUGGCUACAGAGACUUUGGCUACAGAUGCUGUGGCUACAGACACUGUGGCUACAGAGACUUUGGCUACAGAUGCUGUGGCUACAGACACUGUGGCUACAGACACUGUGGCUACAGACACUGUGGCUACAGACACUGUGGCUACAGACACUGUGGCUACAGAGACUUUGGCUACAGACAUUGUGGCUACAGACACUGUGGCUACAGAGACUUUGGCUACAGAUGCUGUGGCUACAGACACUGUGGCUACAGACACUGUGGCUACAGACACUGUGGCUACAGAGACUUUGGCUACAGAUAUUGUGGCUACAGACACUGUGGCUACAGACAUUGUGGCUACAGAUGCUGCGGCUACAGAUGCUGCGGCUACAGACACUGUGGCUACAGAGACUUUGGCUACAGACAUUGUGGCUACAGACACUGUGGCUACAGACACUGUGGCUACAGACACUGUGGCUACAGACAUUGUGGCUACAGAUGCUGUGGCUACAGAUGCUGUGGCUACAGAUGCUGUGGCUACAGGGUAA